UUAACAUGCUUGUUUUGGUUUCAUUUCUAAUUCGGGUAUAAUUUAGAUCUCGAUUUAGCUUGGAUAUAUAAUCAUUUAAUUGGGCCACUCGAAUUAAUAAACAAAAUGUCUUUGAUGAGAAAUUCAUUGACCAUCGGUUUGGCAGCUUUUGUUGCCUAUUGUGUUUAUUUUGAUCGUAAACGUCGAAAUGCUCCAGAUUUUAAGGCUAAACUUAAAGAAAAGCGUUUAAAAGCCAAAAGAUCAAAGGAAAAUUCACUGGAAUCAGAUAUUCCAUUAUUUACCGAUCCAAGUGAAUUACAACCAUAUUUCUUAAAAGAAGUACAAGCCAGCGAUGAUCUUUUAAUGAAUGGAGAUUAUGAGAAAGCCGCUUUUCAUUUGGCCAAUGCAACCGUGGUUUGUUCCCAAAAGAACGAAUUUCUUGCAGUCAUGCAAAAAACAUUACCAGAUCCUGUUUUUCAAUUGUUGCUACAAUAUUAUCAAGUUGCUAAUGAACGUUAUUUGAAAAAGGUUAUGACAAAUGAACUUUUAAAGCAAAUGUCUCAACCGAAACAAUCAACAAUAUCAAUGAUCGGAUCGAAAGGACAACAAUUCGAUGAUACCGAUAUCGAGUAAUUGAUACAAAUUAAGGAAUUGGGAAUGUUGUUCAUUCAUGUCGUAGGCUGUUAAUUUUUUUCAUUUUACCGUGCAUAUUAGUUAACGUUGAACAAAAAAAUAUACAAUUAUGCUCUUUAUUAUAUAUAAUUAUUAUGAUAUACAUGAUAAUAUUAAAUAACAUUAAAGUUCAGUCAUCAUUACCAUAAA
Dermatophagoides farinae (American house dust mite) is the source of this 801-nucleotide messenger RNA. Its product is annotated as mitochondrial import receptor subunit TOM20 homolog B. NCBI's taxonomy places the organism in Eukaryota, Metazoa, Arthropoda, Arachnida, Sarcoptiformes, Pyroglyphidae. The record is from RefSeq and is a predicted model, not a curated record. Gene Ontology annotation, molecular function: transmembrane protein transporter activity. Gene Ontology annotation, biological process: protein import into mitochondrial matrix; intracellular protein transport; protein targeting. Gene Ontology annotation, cellular component: mitochondrial outer membrane translocase complex.